Molecule: messenger RNA, 1686 nt
Organism: Cyphellophora europaea CBS 101466
Lineage: Eukaryota; Fungi; Ascomycota; Eurotiomycetes; Chaetothyriales; Cyphellophoraceae
Exons: 2
Coding region: 1-1686 (561 amino acids)
Source: RefSeq, a predicted model, not a curated record
AUGGCUGACCAACAGCCACCUAUGCUUCACGUGUCCGAUGCCACGUUGCAUGCGAGCCGCCAGCGAGCGUUCCUUGGGACGUUUCGCAUACGGCUAGACAAUAUCCAGCUUCCCGAAUUGUCCCGCCAAGACGGGAUUCACGUCAAGCAGUUGCAAGCCGUCCUCCGGACGGAAGAGUGCUUGCGACUCGAUCCUGUCAACUUUAUUGAGGCCACCAUUCCUCGUACAACUUGGAGCUUCGCAAGAGUGCCGGCGCAACAACAUGUCCAUACUCCCCUUUCAAUUCCAGAACUGACUCUGGCAUUGCAUGAAAGCGUGUCCUGUGUCAGAGGAAAAUGCCGAAUCGCAGCCGCAAAGCAAAUCUUGGAGGCGGCAGAUCGAUGGUGGACAGUCAACCUGUACCGUGUUGGUAGGACCCCUCCUCCGCACAAGAUCGUUGGUCCCCCACCGCUUACUGUGUGCAUAGAAGAAGCAAGCUCUAUCAUCGAGCAUUGGCGAUGCUGGUACUCGCACGAACAAAAUCCCUCGCGGGGUUUAACGUAUCUGCGGGCGCGGUCGUACUGCCGGGACCAUGACAAGGACAAAGAGUCCCGAGCUCUAAAGAAUCUGACACCUCACAUGGAGAGAGUGACCAAACGAUUGUGGAAGCAUCAUGCUCAGCUGGCUACCGGAUUUGAUCAGUGCGCGAGCUGGCACAGACUGUGGCGUACGGUCAAUCUUGGCGUCUUGCACAAGAUUAUAGCGUCCAAAUGUGACGAGGAGCAUGUGAGGUACCUCGAUGCGGUAGCUGCCUUUUGGCGCACUGUGAGCGCAGAUGGUCGCAUUGACGUGGAUGAAGCCGUCAUACAAGCCCUGGAGGGGCGAUGCCCCUACUUCUCCGAAAACGAUCGGCGCCACUUGCAAGCACUGCGAGAGGCCAACCAUUUUGGUGCUCUCAUGACUGAUGAAGACAAGGCUCACGUUGUAUUCCACGCCACACAGUAUCCAAUGACGAUUCCAUCGUUACUCACCUUUUUUGAGGACCACAAGUAUAUUGCUAUAUGCAGCAAGGCCCUCCGACGUCUGCUGGGCGAGAAUAAGCUGGCCAGAGGAGUGACUGUCCGCACGUACUUUGCGGAGAUAUACGACUUCCGCGACAUGAUCACGGUCCAGACAGGCGCCACAUCGUUCAUUUCCCUGCCGUGGAAUGUUGGAGACGAUGCCUUCAGCUGGGCGUAUUCGCAGCUGUGGCUGUGCUCCAUGAGACUGUGGCCCUUCAUUCUAGAAGAGAAGCCUCGUAAGGCAGACAAAGGUAUUCCGAGUCCGUUUCAUGGCGUCGAUCCUGGCCCACCGCUGGCAGAGUUGGCACGAACUGCGCAAGGUUUGGGAUUUUGCUCCGCCACAAUUGACGCCAUGGUGAGCUCUGGCCCAGUAGGUCAUUUUGAGCAUCAGGUACAAGGUGGCUCCAUCGAACAGGCCGAAAAUAAGGAACUCCGAUUCGCAGAGCGUUGUGGAAUACCAUUUGACGUCGCUGUCAGCGCACGCGCCAACGACUUGUUCAUCACCAAGCUGCUUGACCCAGAGCUGGUUCCUAGUGCUGAAGUAUCGCAGCUCUUUGUCACGAGGGUUUUCUUCCAGCGACUAUUUCCAGAGAGCGAGAGAAUCAACACGGCGAUUUUGAAUACUCAUCCUCGACUCAGAGAAUGA